Messenger RNA from Parnassius mnemosyne (clouded apollo), 1563 nucleotides. The record is from the annotation of a GenBank genome assembly. NCBI's taxonomy places the organism in Eukaryota, Metazoa, Arthropoda, Insecta, Lepidoptera, Papilionidae.
AUGUACAAGAUGUUCAGUAUAACUUCAAAUUAUUAUAUUCUCAUAGGCGGCAUAUUCUUAAGUUAUUUAUUAUACAGAAUUUUUCAUUCUUUAUUGAGUGAUAGCAAUUAUAUGCAUACAAUAUAUAAGUCCCGUGGUCAUACUUGGAGAAGCAUUGAAUGUAACAAAUCGGUGCCAUAUAAUAUUUGCUGCACAGUAUGCUGUAAAUUGAUGUUGCCCCUUGAUGGUCUGUUUUGUGAAUGUUGUGCUGUAAGUGCUUGCAAGAAAUGUAAUAAAGGUGUGGAUAAAAAAUUCAGGUGCAAGCAAAUAACGUGGCCCAUUGAUAAACCAUUCUCUCACCACUGGGUUAAUAUUGGUAUGACCAGUGAAAAAGAUAGUGAACAAAAUGAAGGAAACUUAAAAAGGUUGUUUUGUUCUUGGUGUCAGCGAAUUAAAAUUGUUAAAGAAAGUUCAUUAAGUGAGAAUGAGGAGUGCGAUUUUAACAAAUAUAGGAAAUUCAUCAUCCCCCCAACUCAUGUUCAAGUAGAGAGCGGAUCGAUUAUUAAUAUUCAGCCAUGGCCUGAAGAUGACUGGGAGCCUCUUAUUAUACUCGCAAAUCGUAAAUCUGGAAGCGGUAGAAGCGACGAAGUUUUAUCAAUAUUUCGAGGCCUGCUUAAUCCUAUACAGGUAGUGGACAUAAGUGCCAUCGCCUUGGAGAAUGUGGUAAAAUGGCUACCGAACCGAUGUCGUCUGCUUGUUGCCGGUGGAGACGGGACCGUUGCAUGGGUUCUCAACGCAUUGUUAACUGCGCCCCAUAUCAGGGUCUGUAUUCUACCGAUGGGCACGGGCAACGAUUUGUCACGGGUUUUGGGUUGGGGUCCGGGCUGCGACUCACACAUCGAUGCACAUUCCAUUAUUAAAUCUAUUGGCCAAGCUGAAGAACAGCCACUUGAUAGAUGGAAAAUAACGAUCGCGGGUCGCGGCGGGCGGCUGCGGCGCGCGCGCACGGUGCGCGAGGUGUUCGCGUACAACUACGCGAGCGUGGGCGUGGACGCGCAGGUGGCGCUCGACUUCCACCGCGCGCGCGCCAUGUUCCUGUACCGCUUCGCCAGCCGCACUCUCAACUAUAUCGCGUAUUUAUUCCUGGGCGUGGGUCGUGCAUUAGACGAUGGUGGGUGUCAAGGCUUAGAGCGGAGGCUGCGCGUGUUCCUCGACGAACAGAACGAGCCGAUGUCCCUCCCGCCUCUUCAAGCGCUCGUUGCGCUGAACAUUCCUUCAUGGGGCGCUGGAGUAGAUCUCUGGAGCAUGGGGAAUGAAGAUGAAGUCCCAGAGCAACGUGUAAACGAUGGUAAACUCGAGGUGGCUGGAAUUUCGUCGUCAUUCCAUAUUGCGAGACUGCAGGUUGGUCUCGCUGAACCCUACCGCUUCGCUCAAGCGUCACGACUAAAGAUUGAGCUGUGGGGGUCAUGUGCAAUGCAAGUGGACGGCGAGCCGUGGAUGCAGUCGGCCGCCACCAUCACAAUGGAACCAGCGGGCCAGUGUCUAAUGUUGCGAGCGGCCAUUCCUUCGGAAAACAAUUCCUAA